AUGGAUCGGUGGUUAUGUGAAUAUCACUGGGGAAAAAUACCAAACGAUGUUAUUUGCACCGCUGAAAUUAAUACCCAGAAUGUUUGCAGGGACCAAAUAUUUCAGGGUGACAGUGGUGGUGGCCUAAUGACACAACUGGACGAUGGUCGUUGGGUGCUUCUUGGUGUUGUUUCAUAUGGCAGCAAGUGCUCGAUGCUGCUCAGCAGAAAUGCUGUUGCUAAAGCGCAGACUUACACGAAUGUCGCAUUUUAUGGAACCGAUAUUGCUCGCUUCACCGGUUUCUUCAUAUCGCCAAUGCACUUUUAA
Gongylonema pulchrum is the source of this 306-nucleotide messenger RNA. Lineage: Eukaryota; Metazoa; Nematoda; Chromadorea; Rhabditida; Gongylonematidae. The record is from the annotation of a GenBank genome assembly.